Molecule: messenger RNA, 479 nt
Organism: Acanthoscelides obtectus
Lineage: Eukaryota; Metazoa; Arthropoda; Insecta; Coleoptera; Chrysomelidae
Source: the annotation of a GenBank genome assembly
CAAUGAGUUCACCAAUCUUUGUCAUUAAUGACACAUUUCUCUCGACGAAAUAAGAAAAUAUGUUCACGGCAUCUUUGGUUGAUAAGUUUUGGAAAAAGUUCAAUCAAAAACUGGACGAAUUUAUCCUGUAUGAUUUUCGAAAAUUUCCUCCGGUACCGCCAAAAAGUUUACCGCCUGCGAGACCUAUGAAGUUCCCAUACACUUUUUCUGCCAAGAUAGCACAGUUUCCAUACAGAUACUACUUCAAAAACCAAUGGAUAUUCCAUUACUAUGUCUACGCAGUUGGGUUGUGUAUCCCGAUUUUCAUGUACAUUAGUAGACUCGGUGAGUACUAUUCGAAUCUCUUGUUUGAAAAAUUGCAAAGCAAAAUAUAGCGGUAAAAGAAAAAGACAGUUCGUGAGAGCGUCCCGAGAUUGUCCGUUGGAAAAAAGUCAUCGAUCAAUCGGAUAGCCCUCUUCUCAACAGCAUCUAGCAUAGAU